AUGGUAUGACUAUACGCCGCGAAGUGCACCGGCUGUCUGGAGCCCAUAGCCCCUACGGAACUGGUGAUGAGAGCCCUGGACCACAUCUACCACAUCAACUGUUUCCUAUGCGUCGGGUGCGGCCGUCAGCUCCAGAAAGGCGACCAAUUCGUCAUCCGCGGCGGUCGACUCUUCUGUCGGCCCGACUUCGAGAAGGAGAUGGCGCUCUUACACCUGACCAAUGGUCACCCGCCCAGUGAGAACAGCCCCAUAUCGGCCAACAGCGGCCCCACCGGACCCGUCAUGAACGGCAAUUCGCAGCGACAGGACGGCCGGAGGGGUCCGAAGAGGCCGCGAACUAUACUGACCACAGCUCAGCGCCGGGCGUUUAAGGCCUCGUUCGAGAUCAGCCAAAAGCCAUGUCGUAAGGUGAGGGAAACGCUGGCAAAGGAGACGGGACUCAGCGUAAGGAUAGUUCAGGUGUGGUUCCAGAACCAGAGGGCAAAGUUGAAAAAGAUUCAGCGAAAACAGCAACAAAUACAGGCCUCUCAGGGAGGAGGCGGUGGCGGCGGGAGUGAGUCGGGAGGCAUUCAAAGUCAGUCGAGCGAUAAAUCGAAAGGUGAUAACACAUCCUAUUCUAUAGAUAACCAAAAUGACAGCAAUUUGACAGCAGACUCGUCCACCGAUUCGCCACAGUUUUCACUGCCGCCCCUCCACUACAUGAGCCACAGCCCGGACGGUUCGUAUUACUCGCCUCAAGACGACGGCUACGCUAAGAGCGAACUGGCCAUGGAUUCGGAGACCAGUUUAGGCGGUUUGGAGGACGUGCUGAUCAACCAGAGCGUCGGCGCCGGCAGUGCAGUGAUCGUGAGCUCCGUCGAGCCGACGCCCAUCUCUUUACAUCACGACGUGGUGGUCGGCGGCCACCAGUCGGUGCUGUUCGGCGGGCCCUCCAUGACUCCCAUCGAUAAACUAUAUUCAAUGCAGUCCUCGUAUUUCAAUUCCGGCGAAUGCGAGUGUUUAGGCGCUCCUAAUUAGCCGCCGCCGCACCGGUAGGUCAGUCAUCGGUAGGCUAACCCAUACACACCACACACACCGCUAGUUAUCAAUACAAUUGACACAUAAAAUUCAAUUUCCAAAAUACGGGGGAACGCAUGUUUUUUCAGUCCUA
Molecule: messenger RNA, 1150 nt
Organism: Oppiella nova
Lineage: Eukaryota; Metazoa; Arthropoda; Arachnida; Sarcoptiformes; Oppiidae
Source: the annotation of a GenBank genome assembly